This is a messenger RNA of Prunus armeniaca (apricot), 261 nucleotides long. NCBI's taxonomy places the organism in Eukaryota, Viridiplantae, Streptophyta, Magnoliopsida, Rosales, Rosaceae. The record is from the annotation of a GenBank genome assembly.
AUGGAUUUGGCUCGUAAGUAUGCAUUUGGGAAGAUGUUGGUGAUUGGCUCUGAGCCUCCAUUUAAGGUUAAGGGCUUGUGGCUCUUCCGGGGACAAGAAAUUCCAAAAUUCAUAAUUGACGAGUGUUAUGACAUGGAACUGUACGACUGGCGUAAGGUUGACAUCACUGAUGAGGAUCAAAAGGAGCGUGUUAAUCAGAUGAUUGAAGAUCAGGAGCCUUUUGAGGGGGAGGCUUUGUUGGAUGCCAAAUGUUUCAAGUGA